This is a messenger RNA of Helianthus annuus (common sunflower), 432 nucleotides long. RefSeq lists its product as uncharacterized. Lineage: Eukaryota; Viridiplantae; Streptophyta; Magnoliopsida; Asterales; Asteraceae. The transcript has a single exon. The record is from RefSeq and is a predicted model, not a curated record. The coding region runs from base 1 to 432 and encodes 143 amino acids.
AUGAAUCUUAACCUGUUAUGUUGCUCGUUGUGUUCAAGGGGUCCUGACUCACAUGAGCACUUGUUUUAUGAGUGUGACGUUGCCAAGCAUAUUUGGUAUGGUGUUCGAGAUAGAGCUGGUAUAGGUGCUAUUCAGAAUACAUGGAGUGAUAUCUUUGAGUAUCUGGUAAGUAUAGCUAACUCUAAAAAGGCUAUAAAUGUCAUUGCGAAGUUGGUAGUUGGUGCAACAGUCUACUUUGUGUGGGAGGAACGAAAUAGAAGACUAUUCACACCAAAACGGAGAACUAAAGAACAGAUUAUAGAGGUCGUGUUUUCUACGGUUCGAAUGAAGCUCCACACUAUGAGGUUUCAGAAUUCUGUCCACACGGCUCGUGUUUUGCAGGAUUGGAGUUUACCCCGUGGGUUGCUAGUAGCGGAUGAUGACUGUGGUUGA